AUGCUUAAAAACUCAUGUGAACUCAUGUUGAAAGAAUUGAAACAAUGGAUGACACCAGAAAAGGCUAAAACUUCAAUCACAACUUUUCCGUCUUCGGCUGAAAUCAUACCUAAACCGCUUGGUGUUGUGUUAGUCAUCUCCCCAUGGAACUAUCCGUUUUUGUUGUCCCUUGAUCCAGUCGUCGGAGCUAUAGCAGCGGGUAAUGUUGUGGUUUUAAAACCAUCAGAAAUUGCUCCGGCUUCAUCUUCACUGCUAGCGAAAUUGUUAGGGGAGUACUUGGAUAACUCUUCUAUAAGAGUUGUGGAAGGGGCAGUGGAUGAAACUACUGCAUUGCUGCAACAAAAGUGGGACACAAUUUUCUAUACAGGAAAUGGAAAAGUGGGACGGAUAGUGAUGGUUGCAGCUGCAAAACACCUUACACCAGUUGUUCUGGAGCUCGGAGGAAAAUCUCCAACUGUUGUUGAUUCAAAUGUCAAUUUAGAGGUUGUUGCAAGACGGAUAAUUUCUGGCAAAUGGGGAUGUAACAAUGGACAAGCCCGAAUUUCUCCUGAUUAUCUUAUAACAACAAAAGAGUUUGCUCCGAAAUUGGUAGAUGCUUUAAAGACUGAAUUGGAAAACUGCUUUGGAAAGAGCCCAAUAGAAUCAAAAGAUUUGUCGCGCAUUGUGAACUCUAACCACUUUGCUCGCUUGAAUUGUAUCUCUUCAUAUCAUAUCAUAAAUCAUUUUUGUUGUAGUGAAGGCAUCAUAUCAUAUCAUAAAUAUACUGUUAUUUUCUUGUUAUUUGCACUUUAG
This is a messenger RNA of Lathyrus sativus (Indian pea), 792 nucleotides long. The record is from the annotation of a GenBank genome assembly. Lineage: Eukaryota; Viridiplantae; Streptophyta; Magnoliopsida; Fabales; Fabaceae.